AUGAUUGCCGCAGACGUCCCAUCUCUUCCCGCGGGAGACUCUCCCGAUCUCAUUCUGGUCCCCGCCACACCCCAUGAGCGUAUUGAAUCGAUCAAGCUCAAUAGCGUUGCCUGGAAGGGACCGCUGAACCUGGAAUCGUACAUUGCGCGUGAAGACCACCUCUACAAUCAGCGCCUGACUCGUGAGAACCUCACUUGCUGGAUCCUGGUCGACCGUAACGAGCCCGAGGGCGAGCGGACUAUCCUCAGCUCUUGCGAAACUUAUCGCAAGAAGGCUCUGCUGGCCCAUAAUGGUACCGUUGAAGAUGUCAAGACACACGGUAUCGGGAGUGUUUACUGCCGGCCCGAGUUCCGGGGCAAGGGCUACGCCAAGCGUAUGCUCGAGGAGUUGAGCAGAAGGUUGGACACAUGGCAGAUGGAAAAGGAGUCCCGAGGACAGUCUUUGUUCACUAUUCUUUUCUCGGAUAUUGGCAAGAAAUUCUACGCUCAAUUUGGAUGGCGGCCGUUCCAAUCUUCGCACAUGUCUCUUCCAGCGGUUGCGAGGGAGGUGCUUAAUGGCGCGGUGGAGAAUAGCAAGACGAGAGCGCUCCUUGCCGAAGAUAUCAAGAACUCCAUGUGCGACGAUGUGACCCUCGCCAAGGUCCGAGAGUGUAUGCAGAUUGCUUCGCAGUCGCCUGGCGCCAAGAUUGCCAUCAUACCCGACUUUGAUCAUUUCAUUUGGCACUGGGCUCGUGAGGAGUUCUAUACGGAGAAACUUCUUGCGCAUCGGGCUCCUCCUACAAUCAAGGGUGCCGGCGAUGACCAGGCUCGUGUCUAUUGCGCGUGGAACCGCAAUUUUGGCGAGACGCCAGAAAAUAAUGUCCUUUAUAUCCUGCGCUGGGUGUACGACGAUCCCAAGUCGGCGGCAGAGGAGCAAGUCCUGAUUGAAGCGAUGGCUGGAAUUUUGCGGCGAGCUCAAUUGGAAGCCCACGAAUGGAAUAUGAGCAAGGUGGAGUUCUGGAACCCAUCACCAUUGCUGGAAAAGGCCGUGUCUCUUCUCGAUCCUAAAGCCGAGCUGGUUCACCGUGAGGAGAGUAGCAUUGCUAGUCUGCGGUGGACAGGCGCCGACCAAGGCUUGGGUAAGAAUGUGACGUGGUUAUUGAAUGAGAAGUUCACUUGGUGCUGA
Molecule: messenger RNA, 1164 nt
Organism: Penicillium argentinense
Lineage: Eukaryota; Fungi; Ascomycota; Eurotiomycetes; Eurotiales; Aspergillaceae
Exons: 1
Coding region: 1-1164 (387 amino acids)
Molecular function (GO): acyltransferase activity, transferring groups other than amino-acyl groups
Source: RefSeq, a predicted model, not a curated record